Peniophora sp. CBMAI 1063 is the source of this 1419-nucleotide messenger RNA. Lineage: Eukaryota; Fungi; Basidiomycota; Agaricomycetes; Russulales; Peniophoraceae. The record is from the annotation of a GenBank genome assembly.
AUGUCGUCGUCGGCGUCAGGGACGCUCCCACUGCAUAACUCUCAGUCAGAGUCCGAGUUGCCACAGACGCCGCUACCACGCAAGAAGAGGAUCUGGCGACGUGUACUCGGCAAAGAUAGGCGUCCAAUAGGCUUACUAGAAAGUCUGAAGGCUAUCGUGCUCUCUUCCUGGUUGAAUACGUUCCUGAUUUUCCUCCCGUUUGCGUGGGCGGCACACCUCCACAAGGAAUGGGAGGAGAACGACGCCCUUGUCUUCUCGUUGUGUUUCCUCACGAUCAUCCCUCUGGAGAAACUCUUUGACUGGGGCGGAGAGCAACUAGCUAUGUACUGUGGUGAAGACCUAGGAGAUCUCAUCAUCAUUACGCUUAACAACGCUGUCGAGGCCACACUCGCGAUCAUCCUGCUCUUGAAAUGCGAACUCAGGCUCCUCCAGAGCACCGUUGUCGGUGUUGUUCUACUACACCUGCUGCUCAUUCCUGGAAGCGGAUUCUUGACGGGUGGCGUGCGCAUCCUGCAACAGCAUCUGGAUGCGCAUAGCGUACAACUCAACCAUACGCUCCUGAUCAUAGGAGUCAUGUCCCUGGUUGUUCCGCUCGCAUUCUUCACGGCGAUGGGACGCGGCAUGACGUCCAACUUGCCGGGCUCAAUUGACGCACUCUCGGAUGAAGUACGGGGAAACUUCUUGCAGAUGGCCCGUGGCACCGCGAUCAUCUUGUUAGUCGUCUACGUGUGCAGUCGUAUCUACUUGCACAACCCUCCCGGCGAAGGAAAUGCCCUGAAGGUGGCGCCUGACGCUCCCAUCGAGCAGCGCAUCAAGGAGGAGGAGUUGGAAGAGGCAGUCCCGGAAGUCAACGUCUAUGCCUGCGUCAUCUUACUAGCAGUCUCGGUCACUUUGAUGGCUGUGACUGCCGAAUUCCUAGUGGAGUCUAUCGAGUUCGUUCGUGAGGACUCCGGCAUUCGGGAAGAGUGGUUUGGCCUCGUGCUCCUCCCGCUCAUCUCUUUCGCCGCCGAUGGUACCAUUUCUGUCGUGUACUUCGUGCGCUCUACCUUACAACACUGGCUGGGCAAGCCCGCGCCGCCCAAUACGCUCGCUGAAGACCGAGCGAUCGACCUGAGCAUCCAGUUCACGUUGUUCUGGCUACCAUUCCUUGUCCUCCUUGGUUGGUGGACAAAUAAGCCGUUCACCUUGCUGUUCGACAUGUUCGAGGUGACUGUUCUCAUUGCGGCAUGCUUCCUGGUCAACUACGUGACCCAAGACGCGCGUACGAAUUGGGCAGAGGGCGUGGCGAUGAUUGCCUUCUAUGCGAUCAUUGUCCUCGCCGCUUGGUUCUAUGAGGGUCAGCCUGAAAUUGCAUUCUUCAACGCCUGCAAGGAGACUAUAGCUCAGGCUAUCGAGGGUGGCGUACCCAUCGAAAGCUGA